This is a messenger RNA of Plasmodium coatneyi, 4083 nucleotides long. RefSeq lists its product as uncharacterized. The transcript is spliced from 2 exons. The coding region runs from base 1 to 4083 and encodes 1360 amino acids. NCBI's taxonomy places the organism in Eukaryota, Apicomplexa, Aconoidasida, Haemosporida, Plasmodiidae. The record is from RefSeq and is a predicted model, not a curated record.
AUGGAAAACUUUUUCACGAAAAAAGUACAAAACGUGUUUGCAAUUUUGAAGAGGAGCAACCAGGAGGAGGGAGACACCUCACAUGGCGAAACGAAAAAUAUAAAAUCUGAUGAGGCGGGAGCGGGUGAUAAAAAAAAAAACGCCUCUUCCAAAGUGUCCACAGAAAAGGACCUGAGGAAGGACCCAAAGAGAAAACUCAACAAUGAAACAACCGACGGUACGAAGAAAAAGGAAAACACGUCCACGGAAGCAAAAGAUAAUGAUCAUAGCGUAAUUAAAAAAAGGAAAUUAAUAAAACUACAGAACAAGGACAAUGUCUACCUAAUUGACAAUUUUAUCAAUAUAAAAAAAUGCAAUGAUGGUAAUCAUUCCAAUGGGAGGGACGUGAAAAAGAAGGAAGGGGCAGUUCCAUCGACGGGUACCUCUCCUACCAUUGCCAGUAGGGCCACGUUGAAUACCCCCAACAUUUGCAAUUUAUUGUCGAUAAAGAAGGACGAAAGUGACAAGAAAGCCAAAGCGCAGGAAACGCGUCUUAUUAACAGCAAUAAUCAAAGUGCAGUUGACCUCGAACAGACGCCAGACAACCGCCCCACCGAACAAGCCGAAACGGACAAUAGUGCAAAAAAGGGAAAGAACACCAAUUUAGUCUCCACGACAAACACAUGCACAAAGAAGGAGGAAGAAGAGGACGAAAAAAAAACAACUGAGAAGAAAAGGAACAACCAGAAGGAAGAGCAAAAUGGUCAAGCCUUUUUAAAAAGCAUGACCGAUAAAAAAAGUGAAACGAAAAAACAAAAAACCAGUCAUGCCAUAAUUAACACAAAUAAUUUUAACCAAAAAGAGAAUUCACCUUUUGCUAAAGAUACCGGAGGGGAGAAGAGGGUUAACAGAAUUGAUGAAAUUUUUAAAAGCCUCAUAGAGGAAAGUAGGAGGAAAGAGAAACAGUUAAGCAUCCCCGACAGUAGUGGCAGUACACCUUGUGAGGUAAACCAUAUUAACAACUCCCAUGGGGAAAGUACCCCAGAUGAGAAUAAAAAGGAACAAAAGUUGGAAGAUGAGUCUGCAAAAAGGGUGGAUGAAUGUAACCAUAAUGAUUACACAUCUAUAAGUAAUGCCAAAGAUAAAAUCGUGACGCAGGAAACGUUACAUAAAGAUGUUGAACCAGGUGAGAAAGAGCAAAAGGGAGGUUCCCCCACGAAUGGGGUGAAACUCCAAAGGGAUGAGCCUCUCCAAUGGAACGGAAGUCAUGAUAGUUUGGGGGUGACCAAAACGGACAGUCCCGCCCCCAGCCCAAGUAACAGCGUGCAAAGCAGCGCUGGAAGAAGCCUUCAUAGCCUCUCCGUCAGCCAUUCUGUCAGCCCUGUUAAGGAGGACACCAAGUCAAUGGGAGAGAACCAACCUGAGGGGCAGCCUCCCCUCUGCGGGGAUGAAAAGAGCACCUCCCAAUCUGAGGGCGCAACACUAGAGGAACCCCCUUGCGAUACAAGCGAAACGGAGGAGGCAAACAGUGUGAAGAUAAAGUUCCCCCAGUUUGCAAUGAACCAAAGCAAAAAGCUAAUAAACGAAACAAAUGAAUUUUUUAACAUGUACCAUUUGAACCUUAAAGUGGAACACCUACCGAUGGGGAUCUCCAACGAUUUAAAAUUAUUGAUGGAAAGAAAAAAAAAAAUUGUUCACAUAAUUAGUGAUUAUAAAAAUGAGUUGAGACAGAGGAGUAAUCAUCCCAGAAGGGAAGAAAAAAACGAAAAGGGGACGGACCAACACGAAGGUCAACUGCAAACGAUGGUGGAAGCAACAUCGGUGGGUGAAGUCACUUCAGAGAAACAGGAAAAUGAGGCCACCCCAGGGGAGGACCCACCACAGGAUGAUAAUAAUAAUAGUGGCGUCGCGAUUGAGGAGUUUGAAAAUGUGAAUGAACCCAAUGUGAGUUCCAAGACGGAGGAAGUAAAGCCCGGAUCACCAACGAUGGAAAAUAAAACCCCCGUUAAAAACUGCGAAACGAUGACUGAUCAAUGCGAUGUAGAAUUUGUGCCGGAGGAUAGGAACUGUUCUUCCGCGAAAGAAACGGCAAAUCAUGUGCAAGACGGAGUUAUUAAGGAGGAUGUGAAGAAAGGUAACAAACACCUGCAGGGAAGGAAGAAAAGAAAGGGCGAGGAGAAGAAACUCGAAACGGGGGUCCCCUCAUACGACAAUAUGAACUACCUCAGUGAUGACGAUAAGGAGAUCGUAGAGAAGGAGCACAGGAAUUUCUUGACCCUUUUGGAGAAGGUAAAUCGUGGGGACUGCUCCGGAGGGGUGGCCAUCCAACCAGAUGAAAAGCAGCAGCCAGGUGAAGGAAGCCUCUUGGAGGAACCAAACGAAGGAACCCCCGUGGACGCCGCACCACAAGUGGAGGAAGCAAAAGUAAGCAAGGAAGAAUUCAUCAAAAGCAUGAUGCAAGACCUAACCCAAAAUUGCAGUGAAGAAAAGAACUACGAAGAGAACAAGCAAAUAAAAGACGAAGAAACGAAAUUUCAAAAACUGAAAGAAACAAUAACACGCAUAAAAAUAAAAGAAAAAAAAAUCGAUGUGCUUCUUAGCAGUAGUGAGAACCUUUUUAAGUACACCAACAUGUACAGGCGUCGACAAAUUUUACAUGAAAAAAUGCUAAUGAAUUGGAGUUAUGUGCAAAAUGCAGUGAAUAAAAAAAACGACGUAAGAAAUAGGAACCUGCCAUUUCAACUACUAGAACUGGAUAAUGAUUUAACGGAAAAUUUACCUAAAGUUUAUGACGAUAUUCUGUUGGACCACUUUUCAGGCAUCAUAAUUACGUUAAAUGCGACCUCUUCCAAAACAACUGUGGAUGGAAAUGCAAUUCAUGUUCAGAAAAUUGUCUGUGGUUGUCUAAUUGAGUAUUUAGGUAUGUCUGAAAUUAACGUAAAAUGUAUCUGGGCUCAUCCAUUUUUAAAUGCACAAUCGACUUAUUACAUUUUAAGCGCAUUUUUGCCCAGAGUAAUUUUAGAGGCAUUCCUAAAUUAUAGAGGACCCUCAGGGAAGGAAAUUCUUCCCAACCAGUUAAUGGAUUCUUCCUGCCUUGAGGAAGAGCACACGGAAUGUAAGACCCCUGAGGAGGUGACCCAAUCGAAAAAGAAGAAAAGCUUUUACGACAGGCUACACCAACUUAGGGAAAGCGAUUCAAAUGAAGGGAAAACUAUCAAGAAUGAAAAAGAAGAAGAAAGGACGGAAAAUAGUCACACAAACGAGGAAGAUGCCUUUUUUAGCAAUUUCGCCAUGCAGCAGUACCCCCCAAUGUACUUCCUAAAUUUUAGUAAGGACUGUGCUGAGCUUCUACAAAUGUUGGAUAGCCACACUGUUGAAGGCGAGGGAAGGAAUGCACAAGGGAGCGGACACUACAGUUAUCCAACCUGGGAGGAGGACCCCCUACAUGAGGAAGAUCUCCCUUCUGCAGAACAUACACAACAAGAUAGCGAACCAGACGGAAAAAACAAAUCAGGAGAAAACAAGGCAGAUAAAUUUAUAAACAUCAUCUUUAGCGACAUUGAUAUUUUCCCCAGGCAGUGCUACCUUCUGCUCUGCUCAUACAAGUACAUGUGCUUAAAUAUGCAUUACGACACGGACUGCUAUACUGUGCACUACGAUUUGAAUUUAAAAAAUAUUCAAAAGGAAAACAUCGGGAAGAAUACCGAGUUGUCCAACCUGUGCCCCUGCACGUCUGUGAAAAAUGUCUCCUCAGAUGGGGAGGACUCCUACGAGCGGAUUAUCGGAUGUAGCGAGCUGUACAUGUACUAUAUGAUGCCGAAAGGGGAGGAACGCGAAAAACUGGGGUUGCUGGAAAGGAACGGCUGGAGAGACUUAAUCCCAAAUACCUUUAAUGAAGACAUAAGCGAAAAUAUUUCCAGAAUUGUCAAAACAAGAACCAGCAUAAGUAACCUCUAUGACCACAUAUCCAUACAAAACAAACAGAAUGAAAAAAAUUACACCUCGGCAUACGUAAAUAAAUACGAGUGGUGUGGACUGAAAAUGAAGGACAUUCGGAACAUGAUGAAUGAGGACUUUAAUUAUGAGUCGCCGAAGAAGAAGUGA